This is a messenger RNA of Pseudopodoces humilis (Tibetan ground-tit), 354 nucleotides long. The record is from RefSeq and is a predicted model, not a curated record. Lineage: Eukaryota; Metazoa; Chordata; Aves; Passeriformes; Paridae.
AUGCGGAACAACCCCCCAUACAACACGGGCUCCUUCCGCUUCGAGCUGAUUUUCUCCCCCAAUCACCCGCUGGAGCCCCCCUGCGCCACCCUCCGCACUCCCAUCUACCACCCCAGCGUGGACCUCGAGGGCCGCGUCUGCCAGCCCCUCACCUCCCACAUGCACUGGGAGCCCACCACCCGUGCCAUCCAAGUGCUCCAGGACCUGCUGCUGCAGCUGGACAGCCCAGACCCCCAGCGGGUGCUGCGGCCGGACCUGGCCCGGGAGCUGCAGGAGCGCCCCGAGGACUUCUGGCGCCGGGCAGAGGAACACACCCGGCUCCACGCCGAGCCGCGCCCCGACACCCAUACAUAA